AUGGUCGUCAUUCGUAUAGGCCUAGCGCAUAUUACGCGAUGGGGUGCUGACGACCUAAUCGGAGCGCAAAGUUUCACUCGGGGCGACCGUCACAGGGCGCUGCGUGCGCACGGCAGCAGAGCGCACGGAGACGCGCGCGACGACAAAUUUCCCGCGGUGAAAAGCGGCCGCGUUUUCCGCGACCAAACGUGCGAGCGUGUCGCCCCCGAUGCCCAGACUAAACGCGGCCCG
Messenger RNA from Iphiclides podalirius (scarce swallowtail), 231 nucleotides. The record is from the annotation of a GenBank genome assembly. Lineage: Eukaryota; Metazoa; Arthropoda; Insecta; Lepidoptera; Papilionidae.